AUGAACCGUUCUGGAUACUCAAACUACUCAGGGAGAAGCAAUGCACCAUCAGAUAACUUUUUAUACGUCAAGUUUCCUUGUGAUGUUCGAGAGAAGGUUGUCCUCAAGCUUUUUGGACAGGUAAGAUUUUUUUUAUUGGUUUAGAGCUAAUCAAUUGGUCAAAAAAGAUGUAUAUUGGUUACAACUUACUGUUUUAAUACCGAAUUUUAUGUUUUUGUCAAAGUCCUGGGUUACUCAGUUACCGUUUUGCUAAAACAAGGUUUUUUACAUUGUUUUCUGUCAGACUUAAAGCUGUUUUCGUUAUUUCAAUAUCAAAAUUUGGUGAAGUGAAUCUUACAAACUGCCUCAUAAAUUUGUUAAAACUAACUUUUUGGAUUCAUAGUAAAAUGUGGUAGAUAGAAAAUUGAAUUGUGUUUCUUUUGCGUAUAACACAUUAAUCAUAUUGGUUUGGGUUAUAAAGAACAUUUGAUUUUCUCUGAUUUUGGAGUGAUAUACCUAAUUUUUAGGUUGGAGGAGUUACUCAAGUAAUCAACAAACGUGAGCAAGGGUAUUACUUUGUAGUAUUUGAGAAGCCGGAAUAUACAUUGUUUGCUGCCAAGAUUUUUAAUCAACAUCCAUUUUUGGGCGGCAGACUCGUGGCGACACCUCGAUCUCACACUGAAACUGUAAGUUUGGCUUAUUUUUGAUUUUUUUGCAUUUUAGGGAUCAUUUACGAAUUUACUAAACAAAAUGAUCAGUGAACACAAUUUAAAUGUUUUUUAAAGCAAAUGGUAAUAAAAUACAUUUCAGGAUGAUUUAUACCGUCCAUGGCAAAGAGAACACGGUCAAGCAUUCAACUUUAGCUCAGGCACCAAAUAUAGUGAUCUAAAAGAACUUGAUUUUGAGAACAUGGAGUUACCAGGCACCAGUGAAACUCAAACUUUACAUAGUAAUAUCAAAAAUAGCUAUUGUGAUGAAAGUUAUGAAGAAACCCGAACAAUAGACAUGACUCUCUCGACACAACCCGAGAAUGGCAAUAACAGUAUAUUUAUUAGUGAAGACGAGGAGAUAAUCCUUCUAGAUCAAACAGAAGAUGAUGAAGAUCAACAUGAGGAUGAUGAUGUCUUUGAAGAUACCAAACCAAUGUCUCCAACGUCAGAAGAAGACGGAGAGAUUGCUACAGGGGAAUCUGAUGACGAUUGUGUUAUUAUUGAAAAGGGAAAAGAUGAUGAAGAGGAUGAAGAACCAGCAAAAAAGAGAAGAAGAUGGUGAAUAUUUUGUUGUAGAGACCAAAGUUAUAUAUUUUACGAUCGAAAAUUUUAAUAAUCUGUAUUAUGAUCAUUGUUUGUCACUUUUUUUUAAACCUCAUGUGUUUUAAACGCAUUUAUACCUUGUUAUAGUUGUAUCUUUGUUUCUUUUAUAAUACUUAAGUUAUUUUGCUAUUGUUUUCUUUAUAAGUCAAUAAAUGAUUAAUAACUUUUACACCGAUGCAAUGUCAUGGAUAAUGUUAUCAUUGAAGCGAAAUGAAGCGUAAACUAAAAGUAUUUUAAAGUUAGUUCAAAUAAUAUUUUACACCACAAAAUACUAUUCUUUCAGUCUACAAUAAACGUAUGGAACUUCGCUUUUUAAAAAUGUACGAGAACCAAAAACACUAACCAUCGUAUAAAACGUCGCUCUUGAAGGUAUACUUUCGGGCGCGAGACGUGCAAACGCUGCGUGGAGGAACAAUCGAGAAAACGUUCAUUUUUGUUUUGAUUCUGGGUUUGGUAAGCGUUCCUAGCUUCGAUAAUGUUAUGUAUUGCUUAUUUUACAUAUUUUUUGUCUUGGUUUAUCGAAUUUCGUUUAAACUCUACUAUAACAUAAGCUUUUCUUGAGGCAAAUGCUAUUGAUUCUAAUAAUUUUGUUGUUGUUUACGUUGUUCACGUCGUUUUAGAUUGUGUUCAUGUGCAUGAGGGGUUAAUGCUUUAUAUUUUGAAUAAUCUUACUUUGAAGGUUGUUUGGAUUUUGAAAAACAUUGUUUUAGUCUACGUUGACAGGGUUAAAAUAAUAGUUUAUAUUGUUUAGGUCUAACAAACUUGGUUUUCUGAAAAAGCGAAAAUAGCUUUGUAAAGGCUAAAAUAAGGUUUAAUCCAUCAAAAAAUGAAAGGAAAAAAAGUGGUUUUAAAAUAGUGAUAGAUUAUUCAAAAUGGAACGACGGUUUUAUAUUGUUUUGCCUUAUUUGUUUGCUCACAUGAUCAAAGACGGACAUUUCUGAUUUUUUCGCUUUCAAUUGGUUUGUCUUGUUUACUACUUUUAAUGAUGCAAUUUUAAUAUCAUAAUGUGUUUAGUAAGUCUGUUAUCAGCCUUGAAACUUAAUAAAGAUCGGGUUUGGUUUCAAAAGUUGUAGAACUGUUUGCACGGUGCAAGGUUUCUUAAAGAGCCUUUAUAGCUUCCUAUUUAAAACUUGUGUAAGAUGUUAAUGUAGCUAGCUUUUAUAUUUUGAUUUGGGGUAUGUUUGACGGUUUUUGAUGUUUUAGGAUGCCUGCGAGGUGCAGUACCUUGAACUUGAUUUUAUUGCACCGUGCAAGGGGUUUUUUUGUAUUUCUUUUGAUGAUUAUGCAUUAUAUAGCUAUUGUUUCUCAAUGCAUAGCACGAUUUAGUUAUUUUUUUAUCGUGCGUGCCAUAAUUUGUCAAUUUUUCUUACGAUAUAUUCUAUGUGCCCUUCUAUUAAUGAAAUAUUUUAGAGUCAACCAUGUCUACUGCCGAGCAACUUGCUGAAGAGUUCGAACGUGGCGAAACCGACGUUCGUACCGGUUCCGUGGGCAAACGCCCGAAAGGAGAGCAAGCCGAGCACAAGUACGCCCAUUCUGAAGGUGAUACCCGCAAGAUUGUGGCUAAUGCGAUGAACGGCGAAGAGAAGCGCAAGGAACAAAACAAAAAGAAUUGA
Molecule: messenger RNA, 2905 nt
Organism: Bursaphelenchus okinawaensis
Lineage: Eukaryota; Metazoa; Nematoda; Chromadorea; Rhabditida; Aphelenchoididae
Source: the annotation of a GenBank genome assembly